Rhizophagus irregularis DAOM 181602=DAOM 197198 is the source of this 1884-nucleotide messenger RNA. RefSeq lists its product as uncharacterized. NCBI's taxonomy places the organism in Eukaryota, Fungi, Glomeromycota, Glomeromycetes, Glomerales, Glomeraceae. Gene Ontology annotation, cellular component: exocyst. Gene Ontology annotation, biological process: exocytosis; Golgi to plasma membrane transport; intracellular protein localization. The record is from RefSeq and is a predicted model, not a curated record.
AUGUCUAGCAAGCCUCGCGGUCUAAAUAUUCGAUUAGCUAAUGCAAUAAAUGGGAUCGAGAGAAGUAUCUCCCCUUCUUCACCUAGAAAAGUUACUCGUGGUGGCUUAAAAGUCGAAGGAAAGUGGAACAAUAAUAGUGUUGGGAGGCCCUAUACUCCCGAUGAGGAAAUUAGGGAAGCACCUGCUAUUGAUAUGGUGGAAUUUGCAGACGAAGAAUUUAGACCUGAAGCAUACAUCCAAAAAGCACUAUCAAACGCCACAGAAGAAGGAGUAAGGUCUUUCUUAGGGACACUACGAGAUUCAAAGGAGCUAGCAGCCAGCGAUUUGCAAAGAAAUGUGUAUAAAAAUUAUAAUGAAUUCGUGUUCAUCCUUGACUCGUUAGUCAAUAUUUUACAAUUAGAAAGUGAUAUGCUUGUAUUACGCGGGCAAUUGAAUGAAUUACGCAAUGUCAGCGACAAUUUAAGAGAUGAUAGUACAGAAUCCAUCAAUAUUGGGCCUGUAACUUCAGUAACUUCGGAGCCAAUUGUACCCAGAGGACGUAAUCCGACCCUAAAUAAUGCUACUGAUAUGCAAUCGAUUUGGAAAGCACAAAUUCAAGAAUUAUGGGCAGGUGUGGAAGGUGCUCAGAAUUUUGUCUCGUUAGAACCUGGAAGACAUAUACUUCGAGAAUGUUCUAAUUUUAUCGAGAUUAGUUUUAGUACAAAUAAGCCGAAACAAUCAGUGCAUAUUUUUCUAUUAAAUGAUUGUCUAUUGGUUGCUAGUAAAAAGAAACGUCAAGCUUCUAAAGAUACAUCAAAAGCCAAAUUGGUUGCUGACCGUUGUUUUUCUUUAGAAGAUAUAACUCUAAUUGAUAUGAAAGACACUGAAGAGCAAGUAAAUUUUAUUAAAAUCCUAAAGCAUCCGACGGAUCAAUUUAUUUUCCAAGCUGGAAAUGCCGAUGAGAAAAAAAAUUUGCUAAAUAUGACCAAACGCGCAACUGACGAAAUGAUGUCAGUCAAAGCCGUAAAACAUGCAGAUUCUGUCAUAGCUGCAGAAUCACAACAACAACAACAUACUCCACUUAUUAGAACACUUUCGAGAAAAAAAAAAGGAACAAUGGCACAAUCUCUGAGAUCAAGAAAAUCUGUUCCAAAGUUGCCGACAAAGACUUUUACAAUGAAUGAUAUUCGUGAAAUGGAAGAUUUAGCUGAUGAGUUAGAUGUCCAUAUUGCAACGCGUGAAUUUGAGCAAGCUGUUGAGAAUAUUGAAAAAGCAAAGAAUGCCCUAACUAAUGUAUCAUCGCCUAAUCCUGGAAAAUUGGAUACGAUUCGUGCUAAAAUGGAGGAUCGCGUCGUUCGGCUAUCUCUUGCUAUUAGUCGUGAUCUCUCAAAUCCCGACGUGAAAAAGUCACAUGUACAGAAAUGUACACGAUGGUUAUUGCGUCUCGGAUAUGGGGAACAGGCACGUGAAUUGUUCCUUGUUGCAAGAACUGAAAACAUUAGAAUAAGAACAAAACAACUUAAAUUCGAGGGGGAUAUACCACAAUAUAUUAAUGAAUUAUCAUUAGUGUAUUUUACCUUAGUUAAAAAUACAUGUGACUGGUAUAAUUCCGCUUUUAGAGAUAUGAGAAUGGCUUCAGGUCUUGUCAAAUGGGUACAAGAGGAGAUGGAACAUUAUGCAAGUAUGUUUAAACGACAAGUAUACAGCUUACAUAACCGUGAAGAUAGCACUAUACAAGAAUGUUUAAGAUAUGCUAGAGAACAUUGUUUAAUGUUACGCGAGGUUGGGUUGGAUCUUAAAUUUUUAUUAGAUAAUCUACUACGAUUUAACAAAAAUAAAGAUGAUAUUUCACAAGAUUCCCGGCUUGAAAAUGGUGAAAUGGAUACCGUUAUUGAAGAAAAUUAA